Messenger RNA from Vitis vinifera (wine grape), 1032 nucleotides. Its product is annotated as RING-H2 finger protein ATL70. Bases 318 to 827 code for a protein of 169 amino acids. Lineage: Eukaryota; Viridiplantae; Streptophyta; Magnoliopsida; Vitales; Vitaceae. The transcript has a single exon. The record is from RefSeq and is a predicted model, not a curated record.
CGAGUUACUGGUAUCAAACUAUAGGCUUAAACCACAAGGAUGGAGAACCGUUGACCAUUCAAAAACUUCCACAUACUAACGCCAUAUUCUAAGCUUGAAACAAAUUCUAUAAUAUAUGUUGUGCCUUCACAUGGAGGACUACCUCAAAACCCUAUCUUUCGUUGAUUUAAACCUCACCCCAAGUCUGCUUCUAUCUCAUGUUACCGUUGACUUUGAAAUCUCUAUCACCGGCCCCCAAAUAACAACUGCCUCUUCCCCAUAGCUAUGGCUGAUCUUCAAACCCCUUCAAUCACCCUCUGCUCAGAUUUUCCGGGGCCAUGAAUGGGACAGCGGACUCCGGUGGCUUUCUGGGGUCCAACAACAUUGGUGGCUUGGGAUAUGGGAUCGGAGUAUCUGUGGGGAUACUCUUACUCAUCACCACCAUCACCUUGGCCUCAUACUUCUGCACCCGCCCCCAGCAGGUGCCUGCUGCCGCCUAUGGUGGUGGUGGUGGUCUACGUGAACAACAGCCUGUGGUGGAAGAGUUUGUGGUGGAUGUGGGGCUUGAUGAAGCCACCAUCUUGAGCUACCCCAAGAUGGUGUACUCUGAAGCUAAGCUGCAGCACAAGGACUCAACAGCGGCCUGCUGCUCCAUUUGCUUGGCGGAUUACAAAGGCAGUGACAUGCUCAGGCUGUUGCCUGACUGUGGACACCUCUUCCACCUCAAGUGUGUCGAUCCAUGGCUGAGGCUGCACCCAACCUGCCCCGUUUGCAGAACAUCUCCCAUGCCAACUCCCCUGUCUACUCCACUGGCUGAGGUGGUGCCCCUGGCAACCAGGAGAGAUUGAUUCAUGAAGAAACAGAGUAAUUAUCGAACAUGGGGCGUUUUUCUUUUUCCUUUUGCUGAUCAUCUGUGCAACGUAGAAUAUUUCUCAUCAUGUUAUUCUAUAGAGAAAUUUCUUGGGUUCUUUGAAUACAUGUACUUUCGGAUCAAAAUCUGGUGUCAUGCAGUCAUCAAAUUGCAGGAAAUUGAAAAACCCACAAAUUCUUGAA